CUAAACUCGCUGAUAUGAAACAAGCGUUACCAUUAGUAUCGUCAGUAGGCAAACCAGAUGACAAAGACACUAAAGAGGUUCAACCAAUUUCAAAACCAACAGACAAACCAAAAUCUCCGCUUGACAUUACUAAGCCUGUUCCUCAUGUGUACUCUUCUGAUGAAUCAGACGAAGACUUUGACAAACCUAAACUCGCUGAUAUGAAACAAGCGUUACCAUUAGUAUCGUCAGUAGGCAAACCAGAUGACAAAGACACUAAAGACGUUCAACCAAUUUCAAAACCAACAGACAAACCAAAAUCUCCGCUUGACAUUACUAAGCCUGUUCCUCAUGUGUACUCUUCUGAUGAAUCAGACGAAGACUUUGACAAACCCAAACCCGCUGAUAUGAAACAAGCGUUACCAUUAGUAUCGUCAGUAGGCAAACCAGAUGACAAAGACACUAAAGACGUUCAACCAAUUUCAAAACCAGAAGACAAACCAAAAUCUCCGCUUGACAUUACUAAGCCUGUUCCUCAUGUGUACUCUUCUGAUGAAUCAGAGGAAGAGCUUGACAAACCUAAACUCGCUGAUAUGAAACAAGCGUUACCAUUAGUACCGUCUGUAGGCAAACCAGAUGACAAAGACACUAAAGACGUUCAACCAAUUUCAAAACCAACAGACAAACCAAAAUCUCCGCUUGACAUUACUAAGCCUGUUCCUCAUGUGUACUCUUCUGAUGAAUCAGAGGAAGAGCUUGACAAACCUAAACUCGCUGAUAUGAAACAAGCGUUACCAUUAGUACCGUCUGUAGGCAAACCAGAUGACAAAGACACUAAAGACGUUCAACCAAUUUCAAAACCAGAAGACAAACCAAAGUCUCCGCUUGACAUUGCUAAGUCCGUUCCUCAUGUGUACUCUUCUGAUGAAUCAGAGGAAGAGCUUGACAAACCUAAACUCGCUGAUAUGAAACAAGCGUUACCAUUAGUACCGUCUGUAGGCAAACCAGAUGACAAAGACACUAAAGACGUUCAACCAAUUUCAAAACCAACAGACAAACCAAAAUCUCCGCUUGACAUUACUAAGCCUGUUCCUCAUGUGUACUCUUCUGAUGAAUCAGACGAAGACUUUGACAAACCCAAACCCGCUGAUAUGAAACAAGCGUUACCAUUAGUACCGUCUGUAGGCAAACCAGAUGACAAAGACACUAAAGACGUUCAACCAAUUUCAAAACCAGAAGACAAACCAAAAUCUCCGCUUGACAUUACUAAGCCUGUUCCUCAUGUGUACUCUUCUGAUGAAUCAGAGGAAGAGCUUGACAAACCUAAACUCGCUGAUAUGAAACAAGCGUUACCAUUAGUACCGUCUGUAGGCAAACCAGAUGACAAAGACACUAAAGACGUUCAACCAAUUUCAAAACCGGAAGACAAACCAAAAUCUCCGCUUGACAUUACUAAGCCUGUUCCUCAUGUGUACUCUUCUGAUGAAUCAGAGGAAGAGCUUGACAAACCUAAACUCGCUGAUAUGAAACAAGCGUUACCAUUAGUACCGUCUGUAGGCAAACCAGAUGACAAAGACACUAAAGACGUUCAACCAAUUUCAAAACCAGAAGACAAACCAAAGUCUCCGCUUGACAGUGCUAAGUACGUUCCUCAUGUGUAUUCUUCUGAUGAAUCAGAGGAAGACUUUGGCAAACCCAAACCCGCUGAUAUGAAACAAGCGUUACCAUUAGUACCGUCUGUAGGCAAACCAGAUGACAAAGACACUAAAGACGUUCAAUCAAUUUCAAAACCAGAAGACAAACCAAAAUCUCCGCUUGACAUUGCUAAGCCUGUUCCUCAUGUGUACUCUUCUGAUGAAUCAGAGGAAGACUUUGACAAACCCAAACCCGCUGAUAUGAAACAAGCGUUACCAUUAGUACCGUCUGUAGGCAAACCAGAUGACAAAGACACUAAAGACGUUCAACCAAUUUCAAAACCAGAAGACAAACCAAAAUCUCCGCUUGACAUUACUAAGCCUGUUCCUCAUGUGUACUCUUCUGAUGAAUCAGAGGAAGGGCUUGACAAACCCAAACCCGCUGAUAUGAAACAAGCGUUACCAUUAGUACCGUCUGUAGGCAAACCAGAUGACAAAGACACUAAAGACGUUCAACCAAUUUCAAAACCGGAAGACAAACCAAAAUCUCCGCUUGACAUUGCUAAGCCUGUUCCUCAUGUGUACUCUUCUGAUGAAUCAGAGGAAGAGCUUGACAAACCCAAACUCGCUGAUAUGAAACAAGCGUUACCAUUAGUACCGUCUGUAGGCAAACCAGAUGACAAAGACACUAAAGACGUUCAACCAAUUUCAAAACCAGAAGACAAACCAAAAUCUCCGCUUGACAUUACUAAGCCUGUUCCUCAUGUGUACUCUUCUGAUGAAUCAGAGGAAGAGCUUGACAAACCUAAACUCGCUGAUAUGAAACAAGCGUUACCAUUAGUACCGUCUGUAGGCAAACCAGAUGACAAAGACACUAAAGACGUUCAACCAAUUUCAAAACCAGAAGACAAACCAAAAUCUCCGCUUGACAUUACUAAGCCUGUUCCUCAUGUGUACUCUUCUGAUGAAUCAGAGGAAGAGCUUGACAAACCCAAACCCGCUGAUAUGAAACAAGCGUUACCAUUAGUACCGUCUGUAGGCAAACAAGAUGACAAAGACAGUAAAGACGUUCAACCAAUUUCAAAACCAACAGACAAACCAAAAUCUCCGCUUGACAUUGCUAAGCCUGUUCCUCAUGUGUACUCUUCUGAUGAAUCAGAGGAAGACUUUGACAAACCCAAACUCGCUGAUAUGAAACAAGCGUUACCAUUAGUACCGUCUGUAGGCAAACCAGAUGACAAAGACACUAAAGACGUUCAACCAAUUUCAAAACCAACAGACAAACCAAAAUCUCCGCUUGACAUUACUAAGCCUGUUCCUCAUGUGUACUCUUCUGAUGAAUCAGAGGAAGAGCUUGACAAACCUAAACUCGCUGAUAUGAAACAAGCGUUACCAUUAGUACCGUCUGUAGGCAAACCAGAUGACAAAGACACUAAAGACGUUCAACCAAUUUCAAAACCAGAAGACAAACCAAAAUCUCCGCUUGACAUUACUAAGCCUGUUCCUCAUGUGUACUCUUCUGAUGAAUCAGAGGAAGAGCUUGACAAACCUAAACUCGCUGAUAUGAAACAAGCGUUACCAUUAGUACCGUCUGUAGGCAAACCAGAUGACAAGGACACUAAAGACGUUCAACCAAUUCCAAAACCGGAAGACAAACCAAAGUCUCCGCUUGACAUUGCUAAGUCCGUUCCUCAUGUGUACUCUUCUGAUGAAUCAGAGGAAGAGCUUGACAAACCUAAACUCGCUGAUAUGAAACAAGCGUUACCAUUAGUACCGUCUGUAGGCAAACCAGAUGACAAAGACACUAAAGACGUUCAACCAAUUUCAAAACCAACAGACAAACAAAAAUCUCCACUUGACAUUGCUAAGUCCGUUCCUCAUGUGUACUCUUCUGAUGAAUCAGAGGAAGAGCUUGACAAACCUAAACUCGCUGAUAUGAAACAAGCGUUACCAUUAGUACCGUCUGUAGGCAAACCAGAUGACAAAGACACUAAAGACGUUCAACCAAUUUCAAAACCAGAAGACAAACCAAAAUCUCCGCUUGACAUUGCUAAGUCUGUUCCUCAUGUGUACUCUUCUGAUGAAUCAGAGGAAGAGCUUGACAAACCUAAACUCGCUGAUAUGAAACAAGCGUUACCAUUAGUACCGUCUGUAGGCAAACCAGAUGACAAAGACACUAAAGACGUUCAACCAAUUUCAAAACCAGAAGACAAACCAAAAUCUCCGCUUGACAUUACUAAGCCUGUUCCUCAUGUGUACUCUUCUGAUGAAUCAGAGGAAGAGUUUGACAAACCUAAAUUCGCUGAUAUGAAACAAGCGUUAUCAUUGGUAUCGUCAGUAGGCAAACCAGAUGACAAAGACACUAAAGACGUUCAACCAAUUUCAAAACCAGAAGACAAACCAAAAUCUCCGCUUGACAUUACUAAGUCUGUUCCUCAUGUGUACUCUUCUGAUGAAUCAGAGGAAGAGCUUGACAAACCUAAACUCGCUGAUAUGAAACAAGCGUUACCAUUAGUACCGUCUGUAGGCAAACCAGAUGACAAAGACACUAAAGACGUUCAACCAAUUUCAAAACCAGAAGACAAACCAAAAUCUCCGCUUGACAUUACUAAGCCUGUUCCUCAUGUGUACUCUUCUGAUGAAUCAGAGGACGAGUUUGACAAACCUAAACUCGCUGAUAUGAAACAAGCGUUACCAUUAGUAUCGUCAGUAGGCAAACCAGAUGACAAAGACACUAAAGACGUUCAAUCAAUUUCAAAACCAGAAGACAAACCAAAAUCUCCGCUUGACAUUACUAAGUCUGUUCCUUAUGUGUACUCUUCUGAUGAAUCAGAGGAAGAGCUUGACAAACCUAAACUCGCUGAUAUGAAACAAGCGUUACCAUUAGUACCGUCUGUAGGCAAACCAGAUGACAAAGACACUAAAGACGUUCAACCAAUUUCAAAACCAGAAGACAAACCAAAAUCUCCGCUUGACAUUACUAAGCCUGUUCCUCAUGUGUACUCUUCUGAUGAAUCAGAGGAAGAGCUUGACAAACCUAAACUCGCUGAUAUGAAACAAGCGUUACCAUUAGUACCGUCUGUAGGCAAACCAGAUGACAAAGACACUAAAGACGUUCAACCAAUUUCAAAACCAGAAGACAAACCAAAAUCUCCGCUUGACAUUACUAAGCCUGUUCCUCAUGUGUACUCUUCUGAUGAAUCAGAGGACGAGUUUGACAAACCUAAAUUCGCUGAUAUGAAACAAGCGUUAUCAUUGGUAUCGUCAGUAGGCAAACCAGAUGACAAAGACACUAAAGACGUUCAACCAAUUUCAAAACCAGAAGACAAACCAAAAUCUCCGCUUGACAUUACUAAGCCUGUUCCUCAUGUGUACUCUUCUGAUGAAUCAGAGGACGAGUUUGACAAACCUAAAUUCGCUGAUAUGAAACAAGCGUUACCAUUAGUACCGUCUGUAGGCAAACCAGAUGACAAAGACACUAAAGACGUUCAACCAAUUUCAAAACCAGAAGACAAACCAAAAUCUCCGCUUGACAUUACUAAGCCUGUUCCUCAUGUGUACUCUUCUGAUGAAUCAGAGGACGAGUUUGACAAACCUAAAUUCGCUGAUAUGAAACAAGCGUUAUCAUUAGUAUCGUCAGUAGGCAAACCAGAUGACAAAGACACUAAAGACGUUCAACCAAUUUCAAAACCAACAGACAAACCAAAACCUCCGCUUGACAUUACUAAGCCUGUUUCUCAUGUGUACUCUUCUGAUGAAUCAGAGGACGAGUUUGACAAACCUAAAUUCGCUGAUAUGAAACAAGCGUUACCAUUAGUAUCGUCAGUAGGCAAACCAGAUGACAAAGACACUAAAGACGUUCAACCAAUUUCAAAACCAGAAGACAAACCAAAAUCUCCGCUUGACAUUACUAAGCCUGUUCCUCAUGUGCACUCUUCUGAUGAAUCAGAGGACGAGUUUGACAAACCUAAAUUCGCUGAUAUGAAACAAGCAUCACCAUUAGUUUCGUCAGUAGGCAAAUCAGAUGACAAAGACACUAAAGACGUUAAACCAAUUUCAAAACCGGAAGACAAACUAAAAUCUCCGCUUGACAUUGCUAAGCCUGUUCCUCAUGUGUACUCUUCUGAUGAAUCAGAGGACGAGUUUGACAAACCUAAAUUCGCUGAUAUGAAACAAGCAUCACCAUUAAUUUCGUCAGUAGGCAAACCAGAUGGCAAAGAUACUAAAGACGUUCAACCAAUUUCAAAACCAAAAGACAAACCUAAAUCUCCGCUUGACAUUGCUAAGUCUGUUCCUCAUGUGUUCUCUUCUGAUGAAUCAGAGGAAAACUUUGACAAACCCAAACCCGCUGAUAUGAAACAAGCAUCACCAUUAGUAUCGUCAGUAGGCAAACCAGAUGACAAGGACACUAAAGACGUUCAACCAAUUCCAAAACCGGAAGACAAACUAAAAUCUCCGCUUGACAUUGCUAAGCCUGUUCCUCAUGUGUACUCUUCUGAUGAAUCAGAGGACGAGUUUGACAAACCUAAAUUCGCUGAUAUCAAGAAAGCGGUACCAUUAGUACCGUCAGUAGGCAAACCAGAUGACAAAGGCACUAAAGACGUUCAACCAAUUUCAAAACCAGAAGACAAACCAAAGUCUCUGCUAGACAUUACUAAGCCUGUUCCUCAUGUGUACUCUUCUGAUGAAUUAGAGGAAGAGCUUGACAAACCUAAACUCGCUGAUAUGAAACAAGCGUUACCAUUAGUACCGUCUGUAGGCAAACCAGAUGACAAAGACACUAAAGACGUUCAACCAAUUUCAAAACCAACAGACAAACCAAAAUCUCCGCUUGACAUUACUAAGCCUGUUCCUCAUGUGUACUCUUCUGAUGAAUCAGAGGAAGAGCUUGACAAACCUAAACUCGCUGAUAUGAAACAAGCGUUACCAUUAGUACCGUCUGUAGGCAAACCAGAUGACAAAGACACUAAAGACGUUCAACCAAUUUCAAAACCAACAGACAAACCAAAAUCUCCGCUUGACAUUACUAAGCCUGUUCCUCAUGUGUACUCUUCUGAUGAAUCAGAGGACGAGUUUGACAAACCUAAACUCGCUGAUAUGAAACAAGCGUUACCAUUAGUACCGUCUGUAGGCAAACCAGAUGACAAAGACUCUAAAUCCGUUCAACCAAUUUCAAAACCAACAGACAAACCAAAAUCUCCGCUUGACAUUACUAAGCCUGUUCCUCAUGUGUACUCAUCUGAUGAAUCAGAGGAAGAGUUUGACAAACCUAAAGUCGCUGAUAUGAAACAAGCGUUACCAUUAGUACCGUCUGUCGGCAAACCAGAUGACAAAGACACUAUAGACGUUCACCCAAUUUCAAAACCAGAAGACAAACCAAAAUCUCCGCUUGUCAUUGGUAAGCCUGUUUCUCAUGUGUACUCUUCUGAUGAAUCGGAGAAAGAAUGUGAUGAGCCUAAAAUAUAUGAAAUGAAUAAAAAGACUCGCCCUUUGCUGUCCGUAGUUUCGGGAGCAGAUGUGACUACCAGCGAAGAAAUGCCGUUUGAAAGUGAACGUGGUCAAUUUUCUACGAGUUUGUCAAACAGUCGAGAUAUUUUAGACUCAUGUAGUAGUUUAGAUAGUUUAGAAAGGUCUGCUGCCCCGAGUGGAGGAAUUGGAAAGGAGAGAGGUGUUGCAUAUUUUGUAAAUUUAGGUGAAAGAACGGAGUUAACCAGGAAAAAUAGUGAAGAAUUUAAGAAAGCUUCGGUGAAUAAGAAACUUAUUAGGGGUGUAAAGAAAACGUCUUCUACAAAGGUUGAAACUAAGGAUACUGUGAAGAAGUCACUAUUACAGAACCAUAGUCGCUACACCAAAACUGAAAAAGCCCAUCCUGCGACUCCUAGUGGAGAUGUGCAAAAUAAAGCUAAUAAAACUAAAGCAAUAGCAAAUGUAUCCACCAGACAGAAAAAGCAUUUACCAAAUAAAGAUGAAGUAUCUAAGGUUUCUACUCUAAAAGCUGCUCCAAGCCCACUAAAAACGGAGGUUCGUUCCGAUCGGUCCACAAGCCUUCGUUCACAAACAGUCAAUGUUGGAUUAAGCGAAGACAAUUUACAUAGCCGGUCAACUACGCCAAGGCCGCGUACACGCACUGACGUAACCACGAUGCCAUAUAACGCUACACUAAGAACAUUCAGUCCAACAUCUAGCCGUCCAAAGGCCGACUAUUCUCACGUAACUAGCGUUUAUGCGCAAACCAAAAAAUAUGAAAAAAAGACUACAUCCAAGAAAACCAAAACAAAGACAAUCACUAAAUCUUCCGAACCAGCAGGUGAAGAUGCUCAACGAAAGCGGCUGACUACACCUACCUCAACUGUAAUGCACAGAUA
This is a messenger RNA of Bactrocera dorsalis (oriental fruit fly), 7978 nucleotides long. RefSeq lists its product as uncharacterized. The record is from RefSeq and is a predicted model, not a curated record. NCBI's taxonomy places the organism in Eukaryota, Metazoa, Arthropoda, Insecta, Diptera, Tephritidae.